AUUAUUGUUAUUAUUAAUUAGUGCAGAGCAGAGCAGAUUUCUUUUGAGCAGAGCAGUUUUAAAGAACGGGGCUUACUGUAACUUUUAGCUCCGUUAACUAAUAACUUAAUAACUAAAGAUUUUUCAAAAUUACUAGCUAGUCUUAAUUACAACUUUUCGGUUUUUUUUUUUUUUUUUUUAAUUUGGAUAUUUAGAAGGAAAAAUUGAAAAGAAUAAUCCCACCUUUUGCCCAUAUGCUUAAUAUAAUUCCACCUUUUCGAAUUCUAGAAAUAAUCUCACCUUGUAACCCCAUCUUCCCAAAAUGAUCCUUUUUACCUUCAACCUGUUUUACAAGUUAUUAUUUUUUUUUUUUUAAAUUUUUUUUUAAUCUUCUUUUUCCACCUCACCCCAUCAUUCAACCACCAAGACCACCCACCACCACUGCGCUCACCACCUUCCCACUAUCAACACCAAACUGACUGCCUUAUAUGCAACCCCAGCCCCGCCCCGCCACACCUGAGCCACGCCCACCCAAAUCCCACAAGUCUCCUCAACAGCAAGUUCCAAGGUUUGAAUCGAAAACCUCGUUCCCACCCAUCACCAUUGAUUUCGUUUCGGUCAAGCUCCAACGUCAAGCUCCGAGUUUCGUCUUUGUUGAUCUGGCGGUCAAGCUCCAAGGUCGUUCCCACCCCUCACCCCACCUUUGAGUUGUUAUUCAGGUGAAUAAAGAAGACGAUGGAGAUAGUUGUUGGAGUAGACUCGGGCGAGUUAAGAAACUCGCUGGGAGUUGAGGGAGCUGAGUUGACUCAGGGAACUCGCUAGUGAGUUGAUUCCCCUGAAUUUCCAAUCCUUUUAAAGCGAUUAACUCGGAAAAGCUUAGUGGGAUAGGACCCAUGGCUCCAUGAGAGCAUUGAUGUCGAGAACGAGCUCUUGGAGGUGGGUGAGUCAGGAAUAGGACCGGAGAAACGAUGUGGUGGUGAUUGGUGAAUUGGGUGGGAGGGAAUCAAGGAGGGCGGCUGGCCGGCUCGAUCUGGUCGUUCUGGCGGAUGGCUGGGUCUGACUGGUCAGCGGCGGUGGUCCGGCGAGGGGGCUCUGGCAGGGGAAGGAAGAAGAAGAGGGUUUUUUGUUUGUUUGUUUUUUUUAAAAAAAAUUCUUUAAUUUUAAAAAUAAUUCUUUAAUAUUUUAAAAACCCAAUCAAAAUGUGACACGUGUUAAAUUACCUUUUAAAACAGGUUACCAAUUCAAACAACGGGUCAUUAUUUUGGGAAGAUGGGUUACUAACUAGGAUUAAUUAUGGAAUUUGAAAAGUGGGAUUAUUUUGAGUAGAUGGACGAAAGGUGGGAUUAUUCUUUACAAUUUUUCCUAUUUAGAAAUAACACUCGAAUGAAUCAGUAGAAGAACAAUGGAAAGAGGAGUACAACGAUGGAUUGUUGACAUAUCAGAAUGGAACCCUUCACCCGCUGACUUCUGCGCUGCAAUUUCUGUUCUUCCCGAACAUCAGCACUCCUUUGUAUACAGGAAACUUGUUAUGGUUAAAAAAUAUAGAUAUGUGAAGUUGGAAGACCGGAAACGGGCGUUGGUGAGUAGGCUGCUUCAGUAUGCUCUUGUGCAUCAAGUAUUGGGAAUUCCCUUUAAUGAAAUAGUUAUCAGGUCAACUGCUGAAGGCAAGCCCUAUGUGCACUUUGAUGAAAUGAGACCAGAAUUUCCGAAUUUCAACUUCAGUGUCAGCCAUCAUGGUGAUCUUGUGGCUAUUGCGUCUGAACCAUUCUGCCUUGUGGGUUUGGAUGUAGUUUCUCCUCAAAUACCUGUGAAGGAGACUACUCAGCAAUUCGUCAACAGUUUCUCAUCAUACUUUUCAAGUAAGGAGUGGAACAAGAUAAUUUAUGCUGGCACUUGUGAUGAUAUGCUGCAAGGGCUCUUUAGAUAUUGGAGUCUGAAGGAAGCAUUUAUGAAAGCAAUAGGGAGUGGAUUAAGGUACCAGUUGGAUUCCCUGGAGUUCAAUCACAUUAAUUGGACUAGAAUUUCUGUGAAAUUACACAGUGAAGAACUGAGGCACUGGAAAUUUUGGCAUUUUGAACUAAAGAAGAGGCAUUAUGUCUCAGUUGCUCGGGGCUCUCCACAUAUGGCAACUGAGAAUUUCAAGAGAACACUUAAACAGACUGAUUUCAAUGAGGAUGAAUAUGGUUCGGGGUUCAAUCUUCCGAAUGCAAGUUUUAUAUGGAGAACUGUAGAGCAACUCGUUCCCAAUUAAUUCUCAUCAAGGAUUCAGCAAUAACCCCGCUUUUUAAUGGUGCUAGGAGCAUGAGUAUAGAUUUACACCUCGACUAAGUUUAAAAUCUGAUUAAUCUGAGCUGAAGGGUGCAGGACAAAUAUAUUAAUUGCUAUGCAGUAAACCAGAUAGAUUAGGCCAUGGGAGUGAAAUCAAAGAUGAUAUCAAAGAUGACUGUAAUUUGAGUCAACAUUACCAUCUUGGAUAUAUAAAAAUUUAGGCAUUUUUCGAA
Messenger RNA from Chenopodium quinoa (quinoa), 2480 nucleotides. Its product is annotated as L-aminoadipate-semialdehyde dehydrogenase-phosphopantetheinyl transferase-like. The coding region runs from base 1382 to 2230 and encodes 282 amino acids. The record is from RefSeq and is a predicted model, not a curated record. NCBI's taxonomy places the organism in Eukaryota, Viridiplantae, Streptophyta, Magnoliopsida, Caryophyllales, Amaranthaceae. The transcript is spliced from 5 exons. Gene Ontology annotation, cellular component: cytosol. Gene Ontology annotation, molecular function: magnesium ion binding; holo-[acyl-carrier-protein] synthase activity.